Thlaspi arvense is the source of this 1416-nucleotide messenger RNA. NCBI's taxonomy places the organism in Eukaryota, Viridiplantae, Streptophyta, Magnoliopsida, Brassicales, Brassicaceae. The record is from the annotation of a GenBank genome assembly.
UUUCGAUCUCAACAUUUACGCUGGCAGGGUAUUGGUCACCCGACGAUGCGUAUCUUAUUUGGCAAAGCUUCGGAUGCUCAUAGUCUAGUAUAUUGGCUACGAAGAGAACAUGAGCAAGAUAUCUUGGUUUCCACCAGAAACGAUAUUGAUGAUGCUGAGACAAUGGAGAAAGUGUUACAUUACGGACUAAGGUCAGAUGAUCCUUACAUAGGUCGGAGAGCAGGUCUUACUAGUUGCUGGUUAUCUGAUGAAGAAGAAGAUGGUUUGGCUGAAGAAGAAGAUGGUUUGUCUGAAAAUGAUGAUAAAGGUAAUGAGGCAGAAAUUAGAGAGAAUGCUGAUUAUUUAGGUGAUAGGCAUGAGAUAGAUGAUUGCAAAUAUAAGAAGUUUGAGAUAGGUCAAGAGUACAAGACAAUUGAUAGUUUCAAGCGUGCGGUGAACAAAUACGCAGUGAAGAAGAGAAAGGAUAUUAAAUAUAAGAAAUCAGAUAGAAGACGUGUCACAUCAAUCUGUUCAAAUGGGAAGUGUCCUUGGAGAUUGUAUGCUUCAAUCAACAGUUUUUUAACUCGGGUUGUCAUAAGAUCAUUGCAAGAGGAGCACAACUGCACUUGGCAAGGAAAGGUUAAACCCGGAUAUCUCGGCCAAUCAGAUAGAAGACGUGUCACAUCAAUCUGUUCAAAUGGGAAGUGUCCUUGGAGAUUGUAUGCUUCAAUCAACAGUUUUUUAACUCGGGUUGUCAUAAGAUCAUUGCAAGAGGAGCACAACUGCACUUGGCAAGGAAAGGUGUCUCUUCUAACGAAUGCCAGAAUAGCAGAUAUCUACAUUGAAGAGUUUAGGUUAAACCCGGAUAUCUCGGCCAAUCAGUUGCAAGAGAAACUAUUGUCUACGAACAUUAAUCUUCUCAUAUGUUUGAUUGAAUGUAGGACUUUCUUCUCGGAGUACUCUAAGUGUGAUGCAGUGGAAAACAAUUUGGGAGAGUAUUUUAAUGCAGCAAUACGAAUUGCAAGGACAAAACCGAUUGUUGAAAUGCUUGAAGAGAUUAGGAAAAAGCUCGAAGCCGAGAAAGACAGAGGUGACUACACUCCUAGAGCAAAGCCGAUAGAGCUAGGUAAGAAUUGUAGAUCAUUACCUUGCGGGAUGGGAACGUACGAAGUGAGCUACUUUAGUGAUAGGUACAUCGUCCAUUUGAGGAAUAAAACAAGUUGUACCUGCCGGAUGUAUGUCGUUAAUGGUAUUCCCUGUUGCCAUAUUGCAUCCGCACUUAGGCUAGAGAGAAAGGCUGAGCAAGAUCCGAAAACGUGGAGAAGAUUUGGGUGUGCUAUGCAAGAAAAAGUUACAACUGAUGUUCGGAUAAAUCCACCUCCACAUAAGAAGCCUCUGGGUACGCCUCCAGGAAAGAAGAGAAAGAGAGAGAAAUGA